Scylla paramamosain (green mud crab) is the source of this 7371-nucleotide messenger RNA. RefSeq lists its product as uncharacterized. NCBI's taxonomy places the organism in Eukaryota, Metazoa, Arthropoda, Malacostraca, Decapoda, Portunidae. The record is from RefSeq and is a predicted model, not a curated record. The coding region runs from base 1259 to 1738 and encodes 159 amino acids. The transcript is spliced from 5 exons.
UUGGCUCUUACAUCAAAGAAAAAAAUUCUAUAUUGGUCUCCCUCCUUCCCAUGGCACACUUUGUGAUUGUAUGGUAUUAGGAUUACUAAAAAUUGCAGAUGGUGGCCCAGACAGAAUCCAGUACACCUGCACAGCAAAGGAAGGAGGACCAGUUCAGGUGAAAGUGGUCAUAUUCACCAGGGAGCAGAAAAGGAAAGUAUUUCAGGAUGUUCAUGACUCCAGUAGAGGAGCUCACAUGGGCAUCACUAAGACUAUUGCCAAAACUACAGAGAGAUUUUAUUGCAUAGGCAUUAAGAAAGAUGUAGUGAAUUGGACAAGUGAGUGUGACUGAUGUCAGAGAUCUGAAAAGAUGAAAACUGUAGCACCAGUCCUGUAUCCUAUUAAGAGUGAAGGCCCUUGGCAGAUGGUUGAUGUAGAUUUGAUGGGGCCCUAAAAGAAACUCAGUCUGGCAACAAGGACAUCUUUAUUUUAACAGACUUAUGCUCCAAAUUUAUAGAGGCAUUUCCACUGCCUUCAAAAUGUGCUGAUCUGGUAUGUGAUGUAUUGCAGAGUAUUUUCCACUGUUUUGGUCCCCCAGGGAAAACCUUAACUGAUCAGGGAAAGGAAUUCUGUAAUACAUUAAAUGACACUCUUUUCCAUUUUCCAUUGUAACACUUGCUUGCCACCCCCAAACUAAUGGUCAGGAUGAGAGGACCAACCAGACGCUGAAGGGCACUUUAACUAAAUUGGUAAAUGAGAAUCAGGAUGACUGGGACAGACACUCACAGGCUGCUCUGUUUGGUAUAUCAACAUCAGUGUAAGCUUCAACAAAGUGUUCUCCCUCUUUGUUGAUGUUUGGUAGACAGCCAACACUGUUGAACUGCACCAAAAUUAUCUUCACAAAAAAGUUGAUAUUUUAGAAUUCCCAAAUUUGAGCCCCUCAGAUGAGUCAGUGGAGUCAAGAAAGAGUCACUUGACAGCCAUAAAAGAAAAGUUGACAGUCAUAUUGCUAAAGCACAAGCUGAACAAAAGAAAUAUGAAAUGAGGAAAGCUAAAGGACAUGUCAUUUGACUUUAAGACUGGAAUGAAAGUUGUUGUAAAGAAUAAUAAAAAGCAGGGAAGGAAAGGUUCCUGGCUUGAGGAGGACUGGCUUGGGCCUUAUGACAUACCCAGCAUCUUAGAUAACUCUGUACAAAUCACCACAAAUGGAAAACUCCUUCAAAAUAAAACUGCAUAAUUCACCUUAAACCUUGUAAAUCCCUCAGUACUGCACAGGAGCAUGCACAACUUUAUGGCCAAAUGCUGCUGCUAUCAGCUGCAGGGAGUGCUUCUGCUGUCUCUGUCUUUCCAGAAUCCAUGGCAUCUGGAGCCUGGAGAGGACAUUCCCCCAGCCACAGACCAUGCUGGUGUGAGGCCUGAGGUGCUCCUUUGUGAAGGGUCACACCAUAUCACUCCCCUUGAUGUGCUCCUUUGUAAAGGAUCGCACCAUAUGACUUCCCUGCCUCUCACCACUGUCAGUAAGGAAUGCAUUUCAGGUGCUGCCAGCAAGGAGGCAAGUGGCUCAUCUGUCAGUUCUAACCAUGAGGAGCUGGUGUGCACCUACCACUCCCACAGCCACACCAAUGGAGGGCCAACGACACCCAAGUCUGGCCGCAGGAACAAGCGUGGUGUGGUGACAAGUAGUGAGGUCACCACUGAAUCUGACACACCUGCUGAGCCUGACCUGGUGUCUUUCUGUGCUGCCCUGGGCAACAACUGAGCCCUGUGAGUCCCUGCCCUCUUCAAGCCAGACGGGGACUACCAGACUGUGGCUGACAUGGUGGGUGGCGGUCGCUCCAGGACAGAGUCAACCACCAGUCACGAGGAAAGUUUGGACGAGGCCAGAAGUGUGUCAUCCCUCUGCAGGUCACAGGGACAGGAACUGCUGGCCAGGCAGGGUCACCGUCCCUCCCAUGGCGAUCUGGAUUAUAGCUAUGCUCGACCUGUGAAGAAGCAGUGCCUUCCCCCACCCCUCCACUGUCCUCCACUGACAGCAACAGGUGUAUGAGCUAGUGAUAGUGAGGUCACUGACAGACAGAUUCGCCAAAUUGUUCAUUAGUAAAAGUUCCGUGGCCACUAAGUUUGUAAUCUGCCUGUGUCUGUAUCUUUCCAGCCUUUUUAUUCAUUGAUAUACACUUGCCUUUCAUUGCUUCCUCCUUUAAUCCAUUCUAUAUCUUUAUAUAUUUACAUGGAAAGAUAUGUUUGCAUUAUUUGAACAUUCUCUCUCUCUCUCUCUCUCUCUCUCUCUCUCUCUCUCUCUCUCUCUCUCUCUCUCUCUCUCUCUCUCUCUCUCUCUCUCUCUCUCUCUCUCUCUCUCUCUCUCUCUAAUAUUGAGGUUCAUCUCUUGUCCAUAACAAAAGGACAUUUCUGUCUGGUUCUUCAGGUUGGUUGACUAACCCUAAAGCUGCAGGGGUUUUCACACAUUUCUCCAUUCCAUAUGUCUCUACUCCUAUGUGGAAAGAUGUGUUAUUUAGGAAGCUCUCUUCUAUCCAAGUUUCUUUUAAUCUUUAUCAUCAUGUGUCAAGUCAUCCAGUUCUGGCACUAUCUUAGUGGUUGUUCUUUGUAUUCUUUCAAAUCUCUACAUGAAACAUCACCGAAUUAAUUAAGCUUAGCAGAAAUUAUGUGAUGUGCCCUACUGAUGCUGGUGUGAAGGUGAGGUGUUUGUAGUGAGCUGUGUGAUGCCUUCCCCAGUGCUGAAUAUGGAGAGGGCAGCCAGACCACGUACAGGCGACACCACACACUGGAGUUUUUUGAAGUGCAGUGCGACCACCCUUCCAUCAAGCAAGCAGGAGUGGAGCCUCUGGAGCAGCUGAUGACUGACCUGGAGCUGGAGAAGAUGGUUCAGAAUGCCAGCAAGACAACUCUUUGACACUUCCAGUAGUGGUAGAAGCCUUCCCAUCACCACCCUCACUCCUCUGCCACUGCUGACCACAACACUGAGGCUGUAUUCUUCAGGACCUGAUUGUUGCUUGGACUUGAGGCUUUCCUGCUUGGUAACACUACUCUUUAACACUGUGGGCUUUCACUGCAACAAUCUCCAAGGUUUACAGAGAUGAUUAGUCAGGUUCCCCUGGAUAUUUUUCUCACUAGUGGAAAAUCCUUUUUUAAAGUAUCAUUUUAAUCAUGAAAACCCAAUAACUUCUACUUCAUCCAGUUAAGUGUUAUUAAGAUACAACACCAAAGUGUUUGAGAAUACAGAGCCACAGUUGGCUUAUUGCUUUGAUCUGUGGCUGAGUGUGUGAACUGGUGUCCUGAGUUCUGCAUCAGGCUGUUGGUGCUUCACAGGGAGGUGGCAGCUACUGGGUGAUGAAGGUUGAGGCUUCCAACUGUGCAUACACCCCUCAGCUUCAUGCAGGGAGGUGCACUAGGGUGUUCUUGUCAAGCUUGCUUACACAAGUUGCUGUUGUUGUGUCCACACUUGCCUCAUACAAGUAAUAAGUGAUUCUCAAUGAGUGUUGUGUUGUGGUGGUGCAAGAUGCUGCUGAGGCUGGAGUUUUGUCCCGUUGUGUUGUUGGUUGGUUAACUUCCAAAGUGGAGCACAUUCUGACUCUCUUCCCUUUUGCAGAGACCUGCAUUCUCGGAGACUUCAGUGUUCACCACCAGCUUUGGCUUUCCUCUCCCUUCACUGACCAUCCUGGCAAACUGGCCUUUAAUUAACUUUGUUAUCCUCCACGACCAAGAGCAAUCGGUGCAACACCCUACUUGUAUUCCUGACCAUCUUGGAGAUAUGCCCAACAUUCUUGACCUUUACCUAACCUCUAAUCCUUAUGCUGUCACCUUAUUUUCUCCAUUGGGCUCCUCUGAUCACAAUCUCAUAACUGUAUCUUGUCUUGUCACUCCACUCCCUCCUCAGGAUCCCCCUAAGUGAAGGUGGCUCUGGCAUUUUGCCUCUGCUAAUCAGAGGGAGCUGAGGAGGUAUUACCAUCUGUGUGUGCUGAGAGCAUAACAGAGGUGAUAGUGUCUGGCAUGGAAGUGUAGAUUCCUCACUCUUUUUCUUGACAUAAACCUUCCAAACCUUGGUUUAACACAGCUUGUUCUCGUGCUAUACAUGAUAGAGAGGUGGCUCACAAAAGGUACUUGAGCCUUCCAUCACCAGAAUCUCAUGCACUUUAUAUUUCUGCCCUGAACCAUGCCAACUCUGUUCUCCAAAAAUCAAAAUCUUUAAAGAUCUAACUCCCUUCAUGACUUCUUGCAUCUAGCCAAAAAACAUCUCCAAUAACUUUGCUGCUUCAUCUUUCCCUCCUUUAUUUCAACCUGAUGGCAUCACUGCCAUCUCAUCUAUUUCUAAAGCUAUUUGCUCAAAUCUUUGCUAAAAACUCUACCUUGGAUGAUUCAGGCCUUGUUCCUCCCUCUCUUCAACCUUCUGAUUACUUCAUGCUACUUAUUAAAAUCCUUCGCAGUGAUAUUUUCCAUGCCCUCACUGGCCUAAACCCUCGGUAGGCUUAUGGACCUGAUGGGGUCCUUCCUUUUGUUCUUCAAAACUGUACCUCCAUGUUUGCACCUUGCCUAGUCCAACUCUUUCAGCUGUCUGUCAACAUCUACCUUUUCUUCUUGCUUGCUGGAAGUUUGCCUACAUUCAACCUGUUCCUAAAAAGAGUGACCGUUCUAAUCCCGCAAACUACCAUUCUAUUGCUUUAAUUUCAUGCCUAUCUAAAGUUUUUGAAUCUAUCCUCAACAGGAAGAUUCUUAAACAUCUAUCACUUCACAACCUUCUAUCUGAUCGCCAGUAUGGGUUCCGUCAAGGCCACUCUACUGGUGAUCUUCUCCCUUUCCUUACUGGAUCUUGGUCAUCCUCUUUUAAAAAUUUUGAUGAAACUUUUGCUGUUGCCUUAGACAUAUCAAAAGCUUUUGAUUGAGUCUGGCACAAAGCUUUGAUUUCCAAACUACCUUCCUACGGCUUCUAUCCUCUGUAACUUCAUCCCAAGUUUCUUUUCUGACCAUUCUAUUGCUGCUGUGGUAGAGGGUCACUUGUUCUAAAUCUAUUAACAGUGGUGUUCCUCAGGGUUCUGUCCUGUCACCCACUCUUUUCCUAUUAUCCAUCAAUGAUCUAAACCAAACUUCUUAUCCUUUCCACUCCUAAGCUGAUGAUACCACCCUGCACUUUUGCACAUCUUUUCAUAGACAUCCAACCCUUCAGGAAGUAAACAGUUCACACUGGGAAACUAGAAACCAUCUGACUUCUGAUUUCUAAAAUUUCUGAUUGAGGCAGAGCAAACUUGGUAUUGUUCAAUGCCUCAAAAACUCAAUUCCUCCAUCUGUCAAUUCAACACAGCCUUCCAGACAACUAUCUCCUUCUUCAGUGACACUCAAAUGUCCCACCCCUUCUACUUCAGUGACACUCAACUGUCCCCCCCCUUCUACACUGAACAUCCUUGGUCUGUCCUUUACUUAUAAUCUAAACUGGAAACUUCACAUCUCAUCUCUAGCUAGGACAGCUUCUAUGAAUCUAGCCAUUCUGAGAUAUCUCUGCCAGUUUUUCUCACCCCCCAGCUGCUAACUCUGUACUGGGCCUUUAUCCAUCUAUGUAUGUAGUAUACUUCACAUGUCUGGGAGGGGUUCCACUUGUACCACUAUUUUAGACAGGGUGGAAUCAAAUGCUUUUUGUUUUAUCAACUCCUCUCGUCUUACUGACUCUUUGGCCUUUCUUUCAUCACCACAAUGUUGCAUCUCUUGCCAUCUUUUACUGCUGUUUUCAUGCUAAAUGCUCUUCUGAUCUUGCUAACUGCAUGCCUCCCCUCCUCCUGCAGCCUUGCAGCACAAGACUUUCUUCUUUCUUUCAUCCUUAUUCUGUCCAUCUCUCUAAUGCAAGAGUUAACCAGUAUUCUCAAUCAUUCAUCCCCUUCUCUGGUAAACUCUAGAACUCCCUGCCUGCUUCUGUAUUUCCUCCUUCCUGUGACUUCAACUCUUUCGAGCAGGAGGUUUUAAGACACUUAUCCUUCAAUUUUCAAUGAUUCUCUUGACACCUCUUUCAGGACUGGCCCCUCAGUGGAAUCUUUUUUCCUCUUGUUUCCCUUGGCCAGUGACCCUUAAAAAAAAGAGUCAUGUGUACAGUCCUUGCCUCACACCUCUUCUUGUAUUCUAUUCUAGGAGUUAUGAAGCAGUCCUAGCAAGUCUUAGCUAUAUGUCAUAGCCAGGACAGAAUGGUGCAUUCUUGUCAUAAAUCCAUAUGGGAAGGUAAGACUGAGUCCACCCUGUCUUAGCAGCUUAUGACAGAUGCUCCUGCUGCCAAGAUGGCCACCCACAACAACUCCAGCUCAGGAAUUAUUUACCCAGAACGGAUAUAUUGUAUGAACUUAUGACACAGAACUCAUCAAAAGAUACCGUGUAGAUCAUGCAGGUAUUCUCUGUCACCGAUCUAGUAAAAGAAGCCUUAUAGAGUGACACAGAAAGGAGCAACCCACCUACCUCUGAAAUGAAGGUGACCAUAACACUUAGAUAUCUUUCUGCUGGGAAGAUACAGUUGUGCAGUAGUGAUGGCCUUGGGGAUUGUUGAGAGAGCCAGCCUUGCCACCAAACCACUUGAAAACUGUGUUUACAUUGAGGCACUCCUACGGGAUCGUGUUUACCACAUUUCACACGUUUCAAAGACUGAAUUACUAUUUUACCCACUAUUCAGUGUCUCUUCCUCCAAUACAUAAAAACACAGGAAAUAUUUAUAGAAGCUGUUAAUUAGCAGUACUAAAUGGCAGGUUUUGCUUCAUCCUUUAGUAUUUGAAAUGAAGUGGCACUACACAUAGCAGACGGUGAUGAUUGACAGUGUGUCAAGUUACAUGUCUUGCUAUCCUGCUGUGUCCUUUUUCCUCAUUUGCUCCUUGGACCUUUCCACUAUACCCAAGGUGGUGUCAAGACACACUUUUGGAAUCAGUAUUUUAAAUACCUGAGAGAUGUAUUCCUCAAAAAAUAAGCCAAAGUAGCCUUCUGAUGUAGUUUUGCUGGGCAGCUGAAGUAACAGCAUACAAAUGAGGGUUAAACAAAUUGUCCACUAAUAAUGUACUGCACAAAUAAGGCAUUUAAUUACCAUAUUAAUCAACUGUAAUACAGACCAUUGAAAAGUAUGGCUCAUAUGAUAAAUGUACAUACAAUGUUCAUAGGUAUGCACUGGAGAACAAAAUUGAAUACAUGUUAACAUGAACGAGUGGCAAGUUAUUCACCACUGGGUGAUGUCAUCUGUAAGAUGGAUGACUUCAAAAACUGAUGUCCACUGCUAAGACUUCACAUGAUGCACCCACAGCACCAAUGAAUCCAGAGGCCCCAGCAGAUGAGGGCUGGAUGACUGUAACACCACUGCUGGUGGGUGGAUGGCUGUGGUCCUCACAGAGGGCCAGACUCUCCUGGAAAGAGGAAAAAAAGAAA